Molecule: messenger RNA, 924 nt
Organism: Acytostelium subglobosum LB1
Lineage: Eukaryota; Evosea; Eumycetozoa; Acytosteliales; Acytosteliaceae
Exons: 2
Source: RefSeq, a predicted model, not a curated record
AUGGCAGGAGGUAUAUAUCCUGCCCUCAAGGGCAAUUCCAACCUUGAUACUAUCUACCUUAACAUCACGAUUGGACCCAACUCAUACUCCCAAAAGGAUGUCAUCAUCGACCUUGUUCCAUCCCAACCAAACCACUCCUACGAGAACUACUUCAUAAUUCUCGACUCGGAAUCAGCUCCUCAAACCAACAUCACAUUUAAUAGUCUUACUUUCACCAAUGGCUCACAGGUCAUCUUGUCUAUGCAGAACAACAUUAACAUUGUGCUGAACAACAUAACUUUUUCUGGAAUUGUGGUCGUUGCCGACAGUUUGAUAACUGUCUUUCCUGGCUUUAGCCCAUGCUCGGACCCCGGUAGUCUUGGACCAUCACUGACAAUCAAUGGUGGAGGGAUGAUCAACUGUAGUUCUGAGUAUGGAACAGAUAUGAUCAGCACUCAAGGCAAAGUAUCGUUAAACCAAACCGAGUUUAUUGGUAAUGAAGUCAACAACCUCUGGUCCCAUAUCAAUUGGCCCGUCUCCAUCUUUGGCUCUACUUUCAUGAUAUUUCUUUAUGGGGGUUUGUUUAGCAUUGAUCAAACUCUGUUUGAUGCCAAUGACAAAUUUACAAUGUUGCUCUCUAUCUCUGGUGGCUAUAAUAGUAGCAUCAAUGUGUCCAUCACCGACACCACCUUCUCCAACUCCAUCUUCCCAGAAUAUUCGUCAAGCGAUGGUGACAUGGUGUGGAUUGCCUGCAGCAACUUGACAAUGGAAGGCUGCAAAUUCAUCAACAAUACAGUUGCUACUACUGAGCUGUACCUGGACCAGUCCAUCACCCUCCCUCUCCAAUAUCGAGUUUGGAAGUGUGAAUGGUGGACGAGCCAUUCAGUGUCAAUCCGGACAUCUGACAUUGAUCAACAUCAUCAACCAUAUUGGCAGACGUCUGUU